This is a messenger RNA of Exophiala spinifera, 711 nucleotides long. RefSeq lists its product as uncharacterized. The transcript has 2 exons. Lineage: Eukaryota; Fungi; Ascomycota; Eurotiomycetes; Chaetothyriales; Herpotrichiellaceae. The record is from RefSeq and is a predicted model, not a curated record. Bases 1 to 711 code for a protein of 236 amino acids.
AUGGCACCCGAAUCCUCCAAUGCUGUGGGACCUUCCAUUUUUGACGACUCAGAUGUCGAGAAUUUAUCCUUCACAUGGGGAACAACGCCUAUGCGUGACGAAGUCAGCUAUUGGCUUGGUCAGAAAUACUUCGAGUGUGUCAUCUCGCAGCAAGUCCUCCAAGAUUGCGGUCCCUGCGACACACCCUCUGAAGUGGAUUCUCGACUUUUCUGUCACAUGCGAGAUUUCCCAUAUGACGCGUGUCUCUCGUCGCUCGCUGAGUUUCAUCCAAUGCAGCGGUCGAAUCGUUUCGAGGUGUCAGGAAGGGAUUCCCGCGCACGAGUGCUGGUCCUGGUAGGUUGGAUCAUCCGCGAAGGGUCUGCCCGUGCGAAGCGUCAGAUGUUGCAGACAGUGAGAUCCUUUUAUCAAGACCAAAAAGGCAGGUAUAGGACGAGUUCGAGAUCGGCAAGCAACAACCGUGAAGCUGAAUCUCAUACAACACCUAACGCCACAGCAAAUCCUGGUCUCUACAGCGUCGCUGUGAAUAAUCACGGCAUGAACAUUGGGGUCAAACCGUUGUACAGUAUGGAACAGAUAUCAUCGGAUCCCUGUCUCUGGAAGACGAUCUUGUCAUUCAAGGGCCGUACUUUUGAAGGUACGGCUGCAAGUUCUAAAUUGGCCCAGCACGAAGCUGCGAGACAAGCGUGCAGGCUGUUGGAGCUGCAAGUGUGA